AUGAGGUUGUCCGGCUUAUUUGUGAAAGACGUGAAGGAAGGUGAAGGCCAGGUGCUUGUCGUUAAAGCUGCUGGCGUGACAGGGAUGCGCGUCACCAAGUCCCAGGCACUAGGGACCCAGGGCGCCGUGUGCAGAGUCCGCACCAAAGCCGAAGGCCCGUCGGGGGCAGACACCCCCCUGGAGCUGGUGUUCCACUUACCGCCGCCCCUCCUCGCCGCGCCGGGGUCGGGAGCUGGCCCCAGCACGUGCCCUGCGGUGAGCGCCACGGAGGCCGAGGGGCCGUGGAUGACCCUCCUGCACUUGGACCACAUGAGAGCGAAGGCCAGAUACGUGCGGACCGUGCGGCAGUGGGCCGCCGCCCUGGGGCUGACGGGGAGGCUUAUGUUCAUGGGCAGAGUCAUCCUGCUCCUACUGCAAGGGCACAGGGACCGCGUCAAGGAGUACCUGGUGCUUCAGAAAACCUCCAGGGUCGACGUGGACUCGAGUGGGAAGAGGUGCCGAGAGAGGAUGGCCAGCGUGCUGUGGGAGGCCAGGGCGCCACCAGGACACUCCAGGUUCCUGGCAUUUGAAGUCAAAGAGUUUUCAUCGCUGGACGAGCUGCGGAAGGAGUUUGAAACCGCGGGACUGGAGGCCCUGUUCCCCGAGUGCGCCCUCGGGCUGGUGAAGUGAAACGGGAGACGGUUUUUGUUGUUGUUAAACAGCUGCGUUUGUUCAUUUCUGUUAUUGGGUUUGCAUGGGGUUUGGGGGUGGACAACUGGAAGAACUCAUAAAGGAAUGAUUUUAAAGUGUCUGUGAGGCAAAAUGGGAGAUACCAUCCUAUCUUCAGGAACAAAAGCCGAUUCUGUUUGUGGAAUAUUACACAGUAAGCACACCAGGCUGUUUUUUUUUUUUUUUUU
Messenger RNA from Myotis davidii, 896 nucleotides. RefSeq names its product RWD domain containing 3 (gene RWDD3). The record is from RefSeq and is a predicted model, not a curated record. Gene Ontology annotation, biological process: positive regulation of protein sumoylation; positive regulation of hypoxia-inducible factor-1alpha signaling pathway. Lineage: Eukaryota; Metazoa; Chordata; Mammalia; Chiroptera; Vespertilionidae. The transcript has 5 exons. Bases 1 to 669 code for a protein of 222 amino acids.